Aspergillus caelatus is the source of this 590-nucleotide messenger RNA. Its product is annotated as putative small nuclear ribonucleoprotein SmD3. The record is from RefSeq and is a predicted model, not a curated record. Gene Ontology annotation, cellular component: commitment complex; spliceosomal tri-snRNP complex; SMN-Sm protein complex. Gene Ontology annotation, molecular function: RNA binding. The transcript has 4 exons. Lineage: Eukaryota; Fungi; Ascomycota; Eurotiomycetes; Eurotiales; Aspergillaceae. Bases 128 to 478 code for a protein of 116 amino acids. Gene Ontology annotation, biological process: spliceosomal snRNP assembly; RNA processing.
UUUCACCCUUUGCGCCAGACGGAGGAUUAUUGGUCUUACCAAAUUUCUGUCGAGAUCGAAGGAUUCGAACUUAUCUGCACCUCCUUUUAUCGUCUUUCUCGCAACAACCCCUCCAAUCCUACUCGCAAUGGGCAAAUUGACCUCCACGAUCGGUAUCCCGAUCAAGCUUCUUAACGAAGCCCAGGGCCACGUCGUCACCCUGGAAAUCACCUCCGGAGUCGUGUAUCGAGGAAAACUUCUCGAGGCCGAGGAUAACAUGAACGUUCAACUGAAGGACAUCACGGUUACUGCUCGGGAUGGUCGCGUGUCGCAUUUGGAUCAGGUUUAUAUUCGCGGAAGCCAUGUGAGGUUCUUCAUUGUUCCGGAUAUGUUGCGGAACGCCCCCAUGUUCCGCUCAAGAGGCCAGCGCGGCCGCGGUGUCGGUCUCGCUCGUGGUAAGGCCACCGUGCAGCGUGCCCGGGGCCAACGGAGGGGUUAGAAAAAAAAAGCGGGAAAUAUUCAUAUCUCAUAUUAAUGGCGUUUGAUUUUUGCUUUUUUUUUUCUUUUGUUCCUUUCAUGUUGCCGUUCUAACAUUUUACAUUGGGGCUUUU